CAUCCAGUUGUCGUUGUCGCAAGAGUGCACAGCCCGUCUCCUGUGCAGAGUUUCUCGUAGUACCUCCAUUAACGUCUGCACAACGACAAUGUACGUCCUUACAGCAGUCUGUAUGCUGGUGGCCGGUGUCGCAGCGACAUCUGUCUACGACUACGCCAACAUCUCUCCCUACGACAUCAAGGCUUUGCUGGAGCGUCUGGAAAGAGUGAGUGAAUUCGAGGAUCAAGUAGCUCAGCAGCUGAACAAUGCCACAGACAACGCGAACAGCAUCUUCGAUUUACUGGAAGAUAUCAACAACACCACUUUGAAAGAUAUUCGGGAGAAAGAAGCCGAACAGGACAGAAGACUUCAGGAUAUUUUUAAACGGAUCAAGCAGGAUGCACUGAGAGCCGCUGCUGUGAUUGCUCGCGUCCAGGGUGCAGAUGCUCAAGCAAAGUUUAACCUGGAGCAACUCACCCGAAUCCAGGCCAGAAUCGCUGAACUGACGAAAGUAAAUGUUCAGGAAGAUGCUGACCUGGAAGAUGUGGCCGUCACCCUCAACAACAGCAUUGCUGCUGUCAGGAAAAGUAUCAAAUUUAACUCCAACGAUGCCGAGGGUGAGCUUGAACGACUGGAGGCCGCCAUAGAGGAGACCGUUAACCUCAUCGACACCCGAUUCUGCGUCUCUGGUGAAACUGUGGUGGAGUUCUACGGAAAGCAGAACGUGGCUGAGGGCACAAUCUCCAUUCAAGAUGGCUUGUUCACUGGCACUCCUCAAGUGUACUGCAGCAUCCAGGGCUACAAGAGCAAGCUGUACCUCGACAGAAGCGAGCGCUACAAUGGAUAUCCGAAUAACUAUGGCAACUACAACAACGGCAACUAUGGCAACAACGGCAACUACGGCAACAACGGCAACUAUGGCAACUAUGGCAACAACGGCAACUACGGCAACAACGGCAACUAUGGCAACUACGGCAACAACGGCAACUAUGACUACAACGAAAACUAUGAAAACAACGGCAACUACCGAAACAAUGGUUACUACAGAAACAGGCGCAGCUUCCUCGACUUGCGUGUGGACUGCGAGUUUGCCAACGGCAAUGUCCUUGUUCGCGCCUUCGACGCCAGCGAGGGCGGAAAUGACGUGGAGAAAGUCUUCGUCGUGGCCAGGGUCUGCUCCUUCGGUUCCCAAGCCCCUUAAGCACUAGGAAGACAACUAAACCUUUUGUAAACCUUCUGAGCGUUCUUUUUUUUGGUUUAUGUUGCUGAAUAUUAGUCUAUUAUAACGACUGCUGUCUUCAACUGAACAAGAACGCUAGAGAGGGUUCGCACAAACUGGUUCAAAAUGUCAAUGAAAUAUCUCAAAAUUUAAGCAAAUAAUCUUUAAAAUAAAAAAAGUGCUUACACUGAUGCAUCUUCUUGGACGACUUCCCAAAAGCAUAAAAUUCUUUAACAGAUCAUUUACUGCCAAAACAUCUUUGUAAAUUAUGUACAUACCGAGAGAAAUGUUGUGUAAAUCUGUUCCUGCAGUUAUUUUGCUUGUAUAAAAUGUGCGCACACCAAAUAAAGAAAAUGAAAAGAAAA
Pomacea canaliculata is the source of this 1563-nucleotide messenger RNA. RefSeq names its product homeobox protein 9-like. NCBI's taxonomy places the organism in Eukaryota, Metazoa, Mollusca, Gastropoda, Architaenioglossa, Ampullariidae. Bases 89 to 1180 code for a protein of 363 amino acids. The transcript has 6 exons. The record is from RefSeq and is a predicted model, not a curated record.